This is a messenger RNA of Annulohypoxylon maeteangense, 1778 nucleotides long. RefSeq names its product putative MFS multidrug transporter. Gene Ontology annotation, biological process: transmembrane transport. The record is from RefSeq and is a predicted model, not a curated record. Lineage: Eukaryota; Fungi; Ascomycota; Sordariomycetes; Xylariales; Hypoxylaceae. The transcript has 7 exons. Gene Ontology annotation, molecular function: transmembrane transporter activity. The coding region runs from base 99 to 1778 and encodes 559 amino acids.
CGUCACUCAUCUUUUCUCGUGAGUAGAAGCAAUCUAUUACCAAAGUCGAUUGUUUUCUAGGUAUAGCAAAGAGUAUCAUUCCAGAUUAAACUCUCGCCAUGAGUGAAUCAGAGACCAAGAUGGCCCCCCAAGAGCCUCAAGCCAAUGAAACUACAAUCGUUACCAAUUACACGCCUGAUUCUCCAGAGGUCUUGCACAACUCCCAACUGAUCCUCGUCAUCCUAGGACUCUGGUUAUCGCUCUUCCUAUGCUCGCUCGAGACAACCAUCGUCAGCACAUCCCUCAUCCACAUAGCAAACGACCUACAAGACUUAAGCAAUGCUGGGUGGAUCGUCGUCGCAUAUCUUCUAACUUUUAAUGCAUUUAUACUCAUAUGGUCCAAGUUGAGCGACACAUUCGGGACGAAAUGGCUUCUAUUAUCGGCCAAUAUUGUAUUUUGCAUCUUUUCUAUCGCUUGCGCCGUUUCCAAGACUAUGGUUCAAUUGAUUAUUUUCAGAGCGUUCCAGGGAAUUGGUGGUUCUGGGAUGUAUUCUCUUACAUUCGUCAUCUUGGCUCAAGUGGUCCCGAUGGACAAACUUGGUAUCUGUACAGGUAUUCUCAGUUCCGUCUUUGCAUUAGCAAGUUUACUAGGCCCAAUUCUCGGAGGCGUGAUAUCAGAUAGGAGUACAUGGCGGUGGAUAUUUUGGCUAAAGCAAGUCCCGUUGCCUGAUGUUCCUGGAGUUGCCGUUGCAUUCGUAAUUCUCGGAAAAUUCAUGAACAGUGGAAAGUCAAGCCAGCAAGUUCGAAAAUCGAUGAAGACUAUGGAUGUCAUUGGCGCCUUCUUGUCCCUAGCUUGGGCCAUUCUCCUCAUCUUCGCACUACAGGAAGGCGGCAAGGCUUACGAUUGGAACAGUGGUGUCAUUAUCGGAACUUUAGUGAGCGGCAUCGCAAUGUUACUUGUGUUCGCUAUGUGGGAGUGGUGGACAUACCGCUACACUAACACGGAUAGUCUAUUCCCCGUUGGUCUGUUGAAACGAUCUGUGGUUGUAUUAUUGUUUUUGAACCUAUUGUUACUCGGCUUCACCUUCUACGUUCCAGUCAUUCAAAUACCUCAACGUUUCCAAUACGUGAACGGUGAGACAGCAACACGGGCCGGCAUUCUUCUCCUACCACUCACACUGGUAUCUCCAACCACAGCCUUGGUAGCUGGUUCUCUAGUAGGAAGACACCGCCUCUGGGCCCCGGGUCUAACCAUCCUAGGGGGUUGCCUAAAUCUUAUUGGAAUUACCCUGAUGAGUACAUUACCAGUCGACAGCGCUGUGCCAGGUGCCCAGUUUGGGUACCAAGUGAUUAUUGGGAUGAGUCUUGGACUUAUGACACCUACAUUGCUAUAUAUCCUGAAGGUUGAGGUUCCCGAGAAAGAAAUGGCUGGAGCUAUGGGAGUCGGGAACAUGGGGCGAACUCUGGGAGGCUGUAUUGGAUUGGCGAUAUGCGGAUCUGUGCUGCAGUCGGAACUUAACAAGGAGCUUCCGAAAUUCCUCACGCCUCAACAAAUACAAGCCAUUUCCGCAUCAUCGGGAUCAGCUGCCCAAGUGCUAACCCCUGACCAGCUGAUCAGGGUCGGCCGGGUAUAUGGUGAUGGCUUUGACCUGGAAUUCAAAGCAUUGAUAGCAUUUGCAGGUCUCAGUGUCAUCACCGCAGUUCUGCUAUGGUUCUCUCAUACGCGUUCAUUGAAGAACAAAAUCCAAAGUGAGGAUCGUGGGAGUGGAGAGGCCUUCACAGAAAUGGCAGAGGCAUAA